AAGCCAUUAUGACUGUCACAAGUGCUUCUUUUUCUGACCACAAAACCUCAAACACAUGAAAACCCACGCACACACCCCAAAUCUCACCCUGACACCAGGCUACUCAGGAGAGAGAGAGAGCGCGUGAGGGAGGGAAAGAAGGAGAGAAAGAAGCAAGGGAGGGAGAGGAGUAGCUUAAGCGAUGCGUUUUUUCUUCCUUGAGGUGGACAGUGGAGUGUAUCUGACGAAAGAAAGAGAAAUUACCUCCCUCAAUUUAGACAUCACAGCAACAGAGGACAGAAAUCUCCCUGGAGUGAGUGGACAAGCAUCUGCACGGUUCUCUCCUGGUGUGGGUUCGACUCAGCAGUGUUGAUGUUUCCAGUGAAACAGCCGUGGUUGUGUAAAGCGCUAGGUUGCUAUGACUGCUGCAUCCGCUGCCUGGGCGCCGUGCCCUACACCAGCCUGCUGGCCACCCUGCUCUGCUACACCGGUGUGGCACUCUUCUGCGGGGGAGGGCAUGAGGCGCUCACUCACACACGCACAUUCGUAGAGCUCUACUUCGCAAGGGACGUCCAGGAUUUCAUUGUGCUGGCAGACUUUAUAAAAUAUUUCCAGUAUGUGAUCUACGGUCUGGCCUCCUUCUUUUUCCUCUAUGGAUUGUUGCUCUUGGCUGAAGGUUUUUACACCACCAGUGCAGUAAAGCAGACUUUUGGAGAGUUCAGGAGCACCAAGUUUGGGCGCUGCCUCAGCCUGACUUUUAUAAUCCUGACGUAUGUGCUCGCUGUGAUCUGGCUAGUUGUCUUUGGCUUCACGGCCAUUCCUGUGCUCUUCUUCAUUAAUAUGGAAAGCUCCUGUCACAAAGUCAACAUUCUGUCAGAAACCACCUUGUUCAACCAGCAAGCAAGAGUCUGUAUGGAUGCACGGAUGUAUGGGUUUCUUCCCUGGAAUGCUGUGCCAGGGAUUGUUUGUGGAAACACACUGGCAAACAUCUGCAAAACACCAGAGUUCUACGUGACCUAUGACCUUUAUAUCUGUGCAUUUGCUGGAGCAGGAAUCACCCUUCUUGCCCUGUUCAUUUAUGUGGUUGCCACCACCUACAACUACGCUGUUCUAAGGUUUCUCGGAAGAAAGGGAAUCCGUUGCUAGGUUUGGUGUUGCUAGGCCCACUUUCCUGUUGCCUGUGGCAGCAGUUUCAGUGGUCAUCACUGUGACCGGAGAGGAAACGCAAAAGAGCUCCAUGAAGCCUCUGCAGAGUUCUGUCAUACAGAGCACAAACACACAUGAGCUACUGGUUUCAUGAGACAGAUUAGUACAAACUACACUAAGGAAGACUGACCAAAAAAAAAAUAAAAAAAAUCUUUGAUUAAAGCACUACAUGUAAAACCACAAACUGCUGUACUGUAGAUCUCUGGAGGAGUGGAAUUUAGCUUCUAUAUUUCUUAAUUUGUCUCCUCUCUCUGUGUCUUCGCCACACACACAUUAUUAUAUUGCUCUCUCCUUUCUCUCAUGGCCAUUUAUUCAUUUUAUUGAUUGUAUUCAUUGUGCUUCAUGGUCUUAUUAAUGCCUUGCAGUUUGCCAGGAUUUUAGCCUCUCUCACACACACUUUCCAUCUUUUUGAGAGAGUUUGUGUGUUGUUUCCUCAGUCAGAUGUGGGUUGUUAUUCUGCGUGACACACAUAAUGAAACAGCGCUGUAGUGAGCAGCUUUCUUCGGGUCAAUUUGAAUUCAGUAUUUACAGACACUCUUACUGUCAGUGUCACCUCCUGUGUCUGAUUUUAUGUUUGUGGGUGUAUUUGUUGUAUAUUUUGACUAACUGUGGCAAUAAGCUGAACCUGAUCAAUGAUGGUGCUCGAUCAAAGGAACUGUUUGUUUGUUUUUUAUUGUUAACUUACUGGCUCACUUCAGAAAACUAAAUAUUAUUUCUACAGUAAGAUGGAUAACUGUAAAUGAUGAAUAAAACUUGUGCAGAAUUCAGACUAAAGUGAGUUUACAAAUAAUUGUGUUAACUUUAUUGAAACUCAUGCAAUAAACUUUAAUUUCCAUUAAUGAAA
Messenger RNA from Sinocyclocheilus anshuiensis, 2029 nucleotides. Its product is annotated as myelin proteolipid protein-like. Gene Ontology annotation, cellular component: plasma membrane; myelin sheath. NCBI's taxonomy places the organism in Eukaryota, Metazoa, Chordata, Actinopteri, Cypriniformes, Cyprinidae. The coding region runs from base 352 to 1125 and encodes 257 amino acids. Gene Ontology annotation, biological process: axon development; central nervous system myelination. The record is from RefSeq and is a predicted model, not a curated record. Gene Ontology annotation, molecular function: structural constituent of myelin sheath. The transcript has 7 exons.